CCUAACUUCAAGUGACAAUACCUGAUUCACAACGGUAAAAUGUUUGCACUGUGGUGCUGUCUUCUAAUCAACCUAAGGUUGACCUACACUCUCAUAGAUAUUCCAGAUGGAGCCUCAGAUGCUCUGUAUCAGACUGUUGAAGCAAUUCAAGGUGGUAUAGCUGAGCUGCCCUGUUCGUUAGAGGACAAGGAGGACGGAGACAGUGUUUAUCUUGUCCUCUGGUAUAGAAGGGAGGACAGGACACCAAUCUACAGUUAUGAUAGCAGAUCGCCUCGUGUUGGCGGAUUACCUGAUUUAUGGUCGGAACCAUCUGUAUUUGGAGAAAGAGGAACCUUCCAUCCUCAUCUAGUUGGAACUCCAGCUGUACUCAGUGUAAAGAAUAUCAGCAAAACAUUUGAUGAAGGAGAUUACACCUGCAGAGUUGAUUUCAGGCAGAGUCCUACAAAAUAUCACAGGGUCAGAUUAAGAGUCAUAGUUCCUCCCGGACAACCUGUUCUUACCAACACGAAUGGGGAUCCAAUAAACGACAUGGUUGGACCCUUUAGAGAGGGAGAUACCAUAACUUUAGAGUGUACUGUAAAGGGAGGUAUUCCAGCCCCUAGAGUACACUGGUAUAGAGAUAACAUACUUCUAGAUGAUUCAGAUCAAGUUGCACAGGGAAAAAGUAUGAGAAACAGCCUUACUAUACUUCAUUUCCAUAGGGAACAUCUUAAUUCAAGAUUUCGUUGCAUUUGCUUCAACAACAAUCUGACAGUACCAAGUGAAGCUUCAACUAGAAUUAAUAUGAUUUUUCCCCCAUUGGGUGUUCGCAUUAGCUCCGAGAUCAGUCCCUUUUCGGUUGGAAAACAGUAUAUUAUUAGAUGUAUAUCCUGGGGCUCCAACCCUCCGGCUCACCUGGAAUUAAACUGGAAAACUGGUCUCAAAGUUCCUCCUGGACCCGGAGCAGAACGAGGAGUUCUUAAACCCUUGAAUAUAACCAGGGAAUGGAAUUCUACGAAAGCGACUGUUAUUUACAGGCCCGUUCUGACGGAUUCGGGAAGUGAGCUGGCCUGUACAGCGGUGAACUCUGAGGUGAAACCAACGGCACUGAUUCAGGACUCUAUCAGACUUCAAGUAUAUUAUCCACCAACAGUUCGGCUUGAGAUUGGUAAAGCCAUAAACCUGGAAGAUCUAGAGGAGGGGGAUGAUGUUUACUUUGAAUGCUCUGUAGAGGCCAACCCACCUCCAUAUAAAGUGACCUGGCUCCAUAAUGAUGUUGAAAUAUUGCCUCGUGGUUCAGGAAAUGUUAUCAUGUCAAACCAUAGUUUAGUUCUUCAGAAGGUCCAACGUGAACAAGGAGGAGAGUAUAGAUGCCAUGCUAGUAAUGUUGAAGGAGAUGGACACAGUGAACCUAUUCAGCUUAAUGUUAUGUAUGCCCCUGUUUGUAAGGACCGAAAGGACAGAGUGUAUGGAGUGUCUGAAAAUGAAACUUUAUUAGUUGAAUGUUUGGUGGAUGCGUAUCCUUCUGCUGUUUCUUUUUCUUGGUUCUUCAACAAUUCUUUGACUUCAACUCUUCUUAACAAGGAUCUUUUUAGCUCAUCCCCAGGACACAGUGUUCUAAGUUACACCCCGCACUCCCAUAUGGAUUUUGGUUCUCUGCUGUGCUGGGCUGACAAUAUGGUUGGAAACCAGAAGCAUACUAGACCAUGUAUCUUUCAUAUCAUACCAACAGGUCCUCCUGAGAGUCCUGGUGAGUGCCGAAGUAUUAAUCAGACAGAAACCCAGAUCAUGGUUCAAUGUAGAUUAGGAUACUCAGGGGGCUUACCUCAACAUAUACAUCUAGAGAUAUAUUCAAGCUCAGGAUAUAUUCUAGCAAACAUGUCAGGUAUCUAGAGAUAUAUUCAAUAUAUCAGGAUAUAUUCUAG
Eurytemora carolleeae is the source of this 1904-nucleotide messenger RNA. Its product is annotated as hemicentin-1. The coding region runs from base 40 to 1872 and encodes 610 amino acids. Lineage: Eukaryota; Metazoa; Arthropoda; Copepoda; Calanoida; Temoridae. The record is from RefSeq and is a predicted model, not a curated record. The transcript has 22 exons.